GCUGGACUUGUGCUCCAUCUUUGCAAAUUGGUUUUCACUAACCCUUGCAGAGGAGACUAGGGCGGCUUGGUAUGGCACCAUAUAACCGCCGCCAUUGGCACUGUUCAAAACUAGCGUGUGGAGAGUCACAAACGACACAAUUUACUGCACAAACGGGACCGGAUUAAGGACGAGAGCCCGUCCAGGCCAUUGAGUUGAUCCGUCUCUCCUGCUGUUUUCUUAGUUGGCGUUUGUGCCAAACUAUUUUGUCAAGCUUUCGUUCCCCGUAUAUAGCCGCUCUAUGACCACAACUCUUUUGUCAUAGUAAACUAAACAACUAGAUUAGCCGAGAGUGAGAGUUUUUAUCUUUUAUUUCUCGCAAACGUUAUCUCGACUCAUUUCUUCAUUUCUCUACUUUACGUUACAUUGUCAGUUUCAUAGUCAAUAUGCAGCUGGUUCUUGCGACGGGCAUUGUAGCCGCAGCAUUAGCUGUUGUCUACAUCUUCAACCAAAUCCGCGAGAUUCUCUAUUAUAGAGCUCGGGCCAGGGAGCUCGGAUGCGAUUCGCCUCCAUGGAUGUCAACAUUUGACCCAACUGGUAUAGCCGAUUUGGUAAAAGGUGUCAAGGCGAGCCGUAGAAAGCAGUUUCCCACUUAUGUUCAGAGCAAUUUCGAGCGGGAGGCAAUCAAACAUGGCCGCACGGUGGGCACAUUACGCGUUAGAUCGCCGUUCUUUCGGGAAACAAUUGUGACGAUGGAUCCUCGGAAUAUCCAGACUAUUCUAGCGCUCAAAUUCAAGGAUUUCGGCUUGGGUGUAAAUCGGACAGAAAAUUUCGAGCCUUUGCUUGGACACGGAAUUUUCGCCUCAAAUGGCAAAUACUGGGAGCAUUCUAGAGCAUUACUGCGUCCACAAUUCAAUCGCGGCCAAGUGAGUGACCUCAGCCUAGAGGAAGAUCAUGUCAGAGCUUUUAUGACAGUACUCGACCGCCAUGUUAAACCGGAUGGCUGGACAAGUCUGGUGGACCUUCAGCCUCUGUUUUUCAGACUCACGCUCGACUCUGCAACCGAAUUCCUCUUCGGGGAGAGUGUGAACAGCCAACUCGUGGAUCACCAACCCAAUUCUGAUGAUGAUGUCAACUUCGCAUAUGCCUUUGAUAGAGCACAGUAUACUCUUUCCAUUGGAGCGCGACUGGGCCCCAAUUACAAGCUGGCGCAUACUUCCGAGUUUACGCGGAUGGUCAAGAGUGUGCACGAUUUUGUCGACUACUUUGUCCAGAAAGCGCUUGCUGAAGGCGCCAGCGAGAAGAAGUCUGCGGAUGAAGGAAGAUAUGUCUUCCUCAAAGCACUAGCCAAGGAUACCCAAGACCCCGAGGAGCUGCGAUCCGAACUUCUCAAUAUCUUGCUUGCCGGUCGAGAUACUACUGCUUCGACUCUAGGAUUUUUCUUUUAUACCAUGGCCGACCCUCGGUACUCACACAUCUACCGACGCCUGAGAACCAUCAUCCUGGAAGAGUUUGGAACAUAUUCCAACCCCAAGGAAAUCACAUUCGAGAAGAUGAAAAGCUGCCAGUAUCUCCAAUGGUGUUUGAAUGAGUGCCUACGCCUCUAUCCUGCAGUCCCCAUGAAUGUUCGAACCGCCCAAGUAGAUACAACGCUGCCUGUGGGGGGUGGCAAAGACGGACAGUCACCAAUCUUUGUGAGAAAGGGUCAAGACAUUGGCUAUUCUGUUUUUCUGAUGCACCGCCGCAAGGAUAUCUGGGGCCCCGACGCAGAGAUCUUUAAGCCAGAGAGAUGGGAAACGCGACGGCCAGGCUGGGACUAUCUCCCAUUCAACGGAGGACCAAGAAUCUGCAUUGGUCAGCAAUUUGCACUUACAGAGACAGGCUAUGUCGUGAUCCGAUUGAUGCAGCGCAUUGACAGCAUCGAUGGAUCACAAGCUGGCCCGGUUUCUCACGGCUUAACUUUGAUCAACUCUCCCGGUGAGGGUGUUAACGUCAAAUUGCAUUUUGCCGAGUAGAUAUCUGAGCUGUGACAUGAAAAGUUUCUUUUUUUUCCCCUCUUUUCCUAGUUAUAUAAUUACUCUAUUUACUUGUUUCAACAUCGAUGCCCAGAAAGAAAAUGAAGCACCAGAUGAGACUUAGAAGCUACCUAUAAACGACAUAAGAGCUAAUAUUGCAUAUGAUAGCUUGCGAAUAUGAUAGUAUAGUUUCAUUUAGGAGAUUGAAUGAAAAAUGAUUAUUUAUGGC
Molecule: messenger RNA, 2223 nt
Organism: Trichoderma asperellum CBS 433.97
Lineage: Eukaryota; Fungi; Ascomycota; Sordariomycetes; Hypocreales; Hypocreaceae
Molecular function (GO): heme binding; oxidoreductase activity, acting on paired donors, with incorporation or reduction of molecular oxygen, reduced flavin or flavoprotein as one donor, and incorporation of one atom of oxygen; iron ion binding
Source: RefSeq, a predicted model, not a curated record